This is a messenger RNA of Salvia miltiorrhiza (redroot sage), 829 nucleotides long. RefSeq lists its product as uncharacterized. Bases 1 to 780 code for a protein of 259 amino acids. Gene Ontology annotation, molecular function: folic acid binding; transferase activity. The transcript is spliced from 2 exons. Lineage: Eukaryota; Viridiplantae; Streptophyta; Magnoliopsida; Lamiales; Lamiaceae. The record is from RefSeq and is a predicted model, not a curated record.
AUGGCUAGCAAGAUUGUUAAGUGUGUGAUGAAGUCUGUGAUUAAGAGUAAGGGAAAUCGUUUAGAAGUGAGAUGUUCGAUAGAGGAUGACUACAUAAUUGUGUCACGAACAAAAGGGAGCAUCAAAAUAGCAUCUAUUGAGAUAGUAGGGAAUUUGCUCACUGUUCAGAGAAUUGUUGCUACCUUCUUGUACGGAGCUGCACACGGUGAGGGGAGGUCGCUCGACACAAUCAGGAGGGAGCUCGGCUACUUCAAGCGGAAUGCAAAUGGAAAUCAGUGGGUAGGCAACCUCCAAUCCGAAACUUUGCAGCUGAAACCCGAUGAGGGCCAUCCUCAUGCUGUUCCGACGAAAGGGGUCGUUGUCGUUGGAGCCACACAGUGGGUCGAAAACUACAACGUCCCAAUAUUCUCGACUGACAUGGCUGUUGUUCGGAGAAUAGCAAAGAGAAUCAGCUGCAGAGGCGGCGGGCUUCCAUCCGUGCAGUCUAUGGCUCUUGCUCACGGUAAAGGUAUGAUCGAGGUGGAUUGCAACCUGUUGGAUACGAGUAAAGCUGGUGGCGAGGAUGUGCAGCGAGCAGUCGAGUGCCUCGCUCGGGAAAAAGGUAUGGACGUCGAAGAGGGAUACUAUACCGAUCUUUCUCAGAACCAAAAGAAGUUUAUUUGCUUCUUUGACGUCGUCUAUGGCGACGUGGAGACGGGUCUCGGCGGCGGUCCGUGCGGCGGCAGUGGCGGCGGCGGCCUCGAGUUGUGUGGGACGAGGGAAGCGCGGGGACGGAGGUGAAUAUUAGAGAGAGAGAGAAAAGAAAGAGAGAGAGAGAGAGAAGUAGAUA